This is a messenger RNA of Phlebotomus papatasi, 920 nucleotides long. Its product is annotated as alpha/beta-tubulin-N-acetyltransferase 9. The record is from RefSeq and is a predicted model, not a curated record. The transcript has 3 exons. Gene Ontology annotation, biological process: protein acetylation. Bases 13 to 630 code for a protein of 205 amino acids. Gene Ontology annotation, molecular function: N-acetyltransferase activity. NCBI's taxonomy places the organism in Eukaryota, Metazoa, Arthropoda, Insecta, Diptera, Psychodidae.
ACUGUAUUUACGAUGAAGCAGUGCAUAAAAAUUGAGUCUAGCCGUGUUAUUUUAGUCCCAUAUGAAGAGAAACACGUUCCCAAGUAUCAUGAGUGGAUGAAAAAUCCAGAUCUGCAGGAGGCAACAAGCAGUUCACCUUUGUCCUUGCAGGAAGAAUAUCAAAUGCAGAAAUCCUGGAGGGAUGAUUCAGAUAAAUACACUUUCAUCGUCCUGGACAAGAAUAUCUUCCGGGAAACUUCAGAUGAAGUUAAAUCAAUGGUCGGGGAUGUCAAUAUGUUUCUCCUUCCAGAUGUAGAAGAAACUGGGAUAAAGACCGGUGAAGUGACAAUAAUGAUUGCUGAAUCACUUGCUCGAAGAAAGGGUUUUGGUCAGGAAACGAUGAUGCUCAUGAUGAAUUACUGCAUACAAAGUCUCAAUAUCAGGAAAAUCGUAGCAUUGAUUGGAGAGAAAAACUCAGCUAGCGUGAAAUUGUUUGAAAAACUAAGAUUCAGUGAAGUUGAGAAAACGUACUUCGGGGAGUGGAAGUACGAAAAAGUGGUGAUAGAAAGUGAUUGGGAACAUUUCAAAGCAUCUACUGGACUUGUCUAUCAAGAGACUUUCUACCAGCGGCAAAGCGAUAGUAAAAGGUAGCAAAUCAAAUCUUGUGAACCAGAAAAUUGUUUUUUAUGAAUUCAAAUUGAAUUUUAUUAUGUAAGCGUGGUUUUAUGAAAGAUAAAAUCAAUUACAGUUUAAAGUUAAUUCAAUAUUUUCUAGAAAUUGUUUAGAAAACAAUCGAUUUCGUCUAGGCUCAAAAAAAAAAAAACUUGAGACGAGAAAAUUAUCUACUCAAUAGUGGCCGCAUAAACGCAAAAUAUAUAAUUACUUGAAAAGGACUCGAGUGUAAGCACAAUAAAAAAAUACUCAAAGAAUUCGCUGUGAGA